This is a messenger RNA of Trichechus manatus latirostris (Florida manatee), 2105 nucleotides long. RefSeq names its product transmembrane protein 115 (gene TMEM115). The transcript has 2 exons. Lineage: Eukaryota; Metazoa; Chordata; Mammalia; Sirenia; Trichechidae. Gene Ontology annotation, biological process: retrograde vesicle-mediated transport, Golgi to endoplasmic reticulum. Bases 471 to 1526 code for a protein of 351 amino acids. Gene Ontology annotation, cellular component: membrane; Golgi apparatus. The record is from RefSeq and is a predicted model, not a curated record.
CAAGCGUAGUACCCCUGUUUGUCGGCCCCUGAAAAGGGAGGAGGCGGUGUCGAAAUCUAGACGGUGGCCGAGCCGAAGCUGACGGGAGUUAACUCAGUCCCAGAACAAGGCGUCAGUCCCGCGCGGGGACCGAUGGGACCCUGUUGGAUGGAGGAAGCCGAGCCCUGAGAUCAACAACGGCCCGGCUGGCCUGGCGCGGGGCCCACAGUGGGGGCAGGCAACCUUGCCUAAGCCGCCCAGGGCCUUUCCUCAGGUCCUGGGCAAGGGGCCUAGGCCCCGGCCCCGCAACCAGGCCCGGCUCGGCCGCUCAGAAUCCGUGUCCGACCCAACCGGAAGUGGAGCCUUCACCGGGGCCAUAGUCCAGUGACUAGGCCGGGCCUGGGCCUCCUGUCGGGGUCGGACUGGGACGAGGCCCCGGGGAGGCCCCUAGGCCACCAGACCUCCCCCCAAGGCCGUUGCCUGCCGCGAAGAUGCAGCGCGCCCUACCAGGCGCCCGCCAGCACUUGGGGGCCAUCCUGGCCAGCGCCAGCGUGGUGGUGAAGGCCCUGUGCGCGGCUGUGCUAUUUCUCUACCUGCUGUCUUUCGCCGUGGACACGGGCUGCCUGGCGGUCACCCCAGGCUACCUCUUUCCCCCCAACUUCUGGAUCUGGACCUUGGCCACUCAUGGGCUGAUGGAGCAGCAUGUGUGGGAUGUGGCCAUCAGCCUGGCUACAGUGGUGGUGGCUGGGCGUUUGCUAGAGCCCCUCUGGGGGGCCUUGGAGCUGCUCAUCUUCUUCUCAGUGGUGAACGUGUCUGUGGGGCUGCUGGGGGCCUUCGCCUACCUCCUCACCUACAUGGCUUCCUUCAACUUGGUCUACCUGUUCACUGUCCGCAUCCAUGGCGCCCUGGGCUUCCUAGGUGGUGUCCUGGUGGCACUCAAGCAAACCAUGGGAGACUGCGUGGUGCUUCGAGUGCCCCAGGUGCGCGUCAGCGUGGUGCCCAUGCUGCUGCUGGCGCUGCUGCUGCUACUGCGGCUGGCCACACUGCUCCAGAGCCCAGCACUGGCCUCCUACGGCUUUGGGCUGCUCUCCAGUUGGGUCUAUCUUCGCUUCUACCAGCGCCACAGCCGGGGUCGAGGGGACAUGGCCGACCACUUUGCUUUUGCCACCUUCUUCCCUGAGAUCCUGCAACCUGUGGUCGGACUGUUGGCAAACUUGGUGCACGGCCUCCUGGUGAAGGUAAAGAUAUGUCAGAAGACAGUGAAACGCUAUGAUGUGGGUGCCCCAUCCUCCAUCACCAUCAGCCUCCCAGGCACAGACCCUCAGGACGCCGAGCGGAGAAGGCAACUAGCCCUGAAGGCCCUCAAUGAGCGGCUGAAGAGAGUGGAGGACCAGUCUGUCUGGCCCAGUAUGGAUGAUGAUGAAGAGGAGGCCACAGCCAAGAUGGACAGCCCCCUGCCAUCAGACAAGGCCCCCACAUCCCCAGGGAAGGGGGCUGCCCCAGAAUCCAGCCUAAUCACCUUCGAGGCAGCGACCCCGAAUCUGUAACUCCAAACUACCCCGAGGGCAGCACCUCUUCUCCUAAGCCCCCCUCACCACCCUGUCAGCUACUCCAGGGUACCAGCUGCCCUGAGGGGAGGGAAGAAUGCCUGCUGGAAGUUUUUGCAGCCUUCCUGCUGUUUCUCGCCAACACUACCCAGGCCUCUUGCUACCUGGUUUCAACUCCAGACAACCACUAUGCCAGGCAUGGGGCCUCUGAGGCAUCAGGCAGCCCAGGCCCCAUCUGAGGUAAGACUGUGCUUCAGCAGACAGCCCCAAGGAAGUGGCUGCAAGGACAUUGGUGCCACAGCUCCUGAGCUGGCCCUCAUGCCUGAAACUGGUUGCUGAGAGCCCUGAGCCAAGGCAAGGAUUUGCCAAAAAUGUUCUGGGGGCCCAGCCAGUGCAGAGUUGCACAUCCCCGCGUACCCCCGGAAAGACUGUGUUCAGGUCAAGAUUUCUGUUUCCCUCUGCUGUGGCCGUGGCCGCUUCUGGGCCAGGACAGCCACAGCUCCCAGAUAUUUUCUACAGGACCACUUGAGCGGGCAGCCAAGCCCAGCCUCGCAGUAUCAAUAAAGCAGUUCUUGGAGA